Hippocampus comes (tiger tail seahorse) is the source of this 1245-nucleotide messenger RNA. Its product is annotated as estrogen receptor beta-like. The transcript has 10 exons. The record is from RefSeq and is a predicted model, not a curated record. Gene Ontology annotation, molecular function: nuclear steroid receptor activity; sequence-specific DNA binding; zinc ion binding. Gene Ontology annotation, cellular component: nucleus. Gene Ontology annotation, biological process: regulation of DNA-templated transcription. Lineage: Eukaryota; Metazoa; Chordata; Actinopteri; Syngnathiformes; Syngnathidae. The annotation marks the transcript as partial.
GCGCCGCCGCCGCCCUUCUGGUCCGAGCCGCCCCUGGCCCUGCGCCGCCCGCUGGCUCUCGCCUACGACCACGGCGGCCCCCGCUGGACGCAGCCCAGAGGCUUCGCGAACAGCAGCGCCGCGCCGGCUUGUCCCGAAACCAAGUCCGACACGCGCUUGUGCGCCGUGUGUCACGACUACGCGUCGGGCUACCACUACGGCGUUUGGUCCUGCGAGGGCUGCAAGGCUUUCUUCAAGAGGAGCAUUCAAGGACACAACGACUACAUCUGCCCCGCCACCAACCAGUGCACCAUCGACAAGAACCGCCGCAAAAGCUGCCAGGCCUGCCGCCUGCGCAAAUGCUACCAAGUGGGCAUGAUGAAGUGCGGCGUGAGGCGCGAGCGCCGCGGCUUCCGCCAGCAGCGCCGGGGGCGGGGGCGUCACCUCCGAGCGGAGGCGCCCGCCGCGGGCCAGAGCGCCGAGGACUUUGUCCUGCGCAUCAUGGAGGCGGAGCCGCCCGCCAUCUACCUGAUGGAGGAGCAGAAGAAGCCCUUCACCGAGGCCGGCGUGAUGAUGUCGCUCACCGGCCUGGCCGACAAGGAGCUCGUCCUCAUGAUCGGUUGGGCCAAGAAGAUCCCGGGCUUCGUGGAGCUGAGUCUGUCCGACCAGAUCCAGCUGCUGAAAUGCUGCUGGUUGGAGGUCCUCAUGCUGGGCCUGAUGUGGCGAUCGGUCGACCAUCCCGGGAAGCUCGUCUUCUCGCCCGACUUCAAGCUCAACAGGGAGGAGGGCGAGUGCGUGGAGGGCAUCGUGGAGAUCUUCGACAUGCUGCUGGCGGCCACGGCCAGAUUCCGAGAGCUCAAACUGCAACGGGAGGAAUACGUCUGCCUCAAGGCCAUGAUCCUCCUCAACUCAAACGUUUGCACGAGUUCCCCGCAGACGUCGGAACAGUGGGCCAGCAGGAAGAAGCUCCUGCGGCUUCUGGACCGCGUGAUCGACGCGCUGGUUUGGGCCAUCUCCAAGAGCGGCCUCAGCGGCCGGCAGCAGACGCUGAGACUGGGACACCUCACCACGCUCCUCUCGCACAUUCGACACGUCAGCAACAAGGGCAUGGAGCACCUGUGCAGCAUGAAGCGCAAGAAGGUGGUGCUGGUCUUCGUCCCCGCGGAGGCGUGGAUGUUGGAUUCGGGACCCCGGGGCCCUUCUUCGGACUUCGGCCUUCCCGCCGGCAUCGCCGCGGAAACUUCUCUGAGCGGCGGACUGGACUGA